Enhydra lutris kenyoni (northern sea otter) is the source of this 906-nucleotide messenger RNA. RefSeq names its product B9 domain containing 1. The transcript has 7 exons. Gene Ontology annotation, biological process: cilium assembly. NCBI's taxonomy places the organism in Eukaryota, Metazoa, Chordata, Mammalia, Carnivora, Mustelidae. Bases 120 to 734 code for a protein of 204 amino acids. The record is from RefSeq and is a predicted model, not a curated record. Gene Ontology annotation, cellular component: MKS complex.
AAGGUCCCAUCCCAAGAAACGUGUCCCACGCGCCACGCCGUCGGUUUCCAGGGCAACCCGGAGCCUCUCCGCAAUCCCGCGCGCAACUUGGGUACUUUCCUGGCGCCCCCAGCCUGGCCAUGACGGCCGCGGGUCCCAGCGUCUUCCUACUCAUGGUCAACGGGCAGGUGGAGAGCGCCCAGUUUCCGGAGUAUGAUGAUCUCUACUGCAAGUACUGCUUUGUGUAUGGCCAGGACUGGGCCCCCACGGCGGGUCUAGAGGAGGGCAUCUCACAGAUCACGUCCAAGAGCCAGGAUGUGCGGCGAGCGCUGGUGUGGAACUUCCCGAUUGACGUCACUUUCAAGAGCACGAACCCCUACGGCUGGCCGCAGAUCGUGCUCAGUGUAUACGGACCAGACGUGUUUGGGAACGAUGUGGUCCGAGGCUACGGGGCAGUGCACGUGCCUUUCUCACCCGGCAGGCACAAAAGGACCAUCCCCAUGUUUGUCCCCGAAUCCACGUCUAAACUGCAGAAGUUUACGAGCUGGUUCAUGGGACGCCGGCCCGAGUACACAGACCCCAAGGUGGUGGCCCAGGGUGAAGGCCGAGAAGUGACCCGCGUGCGCUCACAGGGCUUUGUCACUCUCCUCUUCAAUGUGGUGACCAAGGACAUGAGGAAGCUGGGCUACGACACUGGGCCUCCUGACACACAGGGCGCCACGGGGCCCAGCCCGCCCCAGGGCAUCCCCCGGUGAAGGCCCCCACUGGGCCACGGCCACAGCCACUGAAUUUGGCCAUGCCGCCGCCAGAGAACGCAGGGCUGUCCUGGAGAGCUGGCCAGGGAUCCAGCUGCUUGAUGUGCAGCCUCGGGGGGGCUAGGAGGGUGGGGGCAGAUUUUUAUAUAAUAAAGCAUCACCUUUCCCCAGA